CUCAAUUCCAUUCACCAGACAAGUUCUUCAAGGUCGUCAAAACAAGAGCGCUCCAAGCUAUUCUGCGUGCUCUUCUUGUACAAAAGUACUUUCUGGUUUGACACAAACCACAACAGCUGACUCCCGUCCCUUGUUCAGGGUUCGUUUGACUUCACUACAAUACAAAUUACUGCCAACAAAACCACACAUGUUCAAAAAGUUUGACGAAAAGGAGGACAUUUCCUGUACAAAUAAUGCGAAGAACUCUAUCGUGAAAUCUUUGCGCGCUCGACUUACUGAAGGUUAUGGCAUUGAUAGUAAAAUGGUUGAUCAGAUUUUACCUAAGAAAGAUGUUGUAAAACACAUUAAGUGUCAUGAACAUGUCGACUUGUAUUCAGAUUCUGAUGGUGAAGUCAUGUUUUUCCGACAACGUGAGGGUCCGUUUAUUCCAUCGCUCAGAUUACUUCAUAAAUAUCCUUUCAUACUACCUCAUUUACAAGUUGACAAAGGUGCUAUCAAGCAUGUUUUAAAUGGGUCCAAUAUUAUGUGUCGUGGUUUGACAUCACCCGGUGCUCGGAUGACAGAAGUUCCUAAAGAGUCAGUUGUUGCUGUAAUGGCAGAAGGAAAAACAAAUGCACUUGCAGUUGGUAUUACUAUGCUAUCUACUGACGAGAUCUUAUCAACCAACAAUGGCAUUGGGGUAAAAAAUGUACAUUAUUUGAAUGAUGGAUUAUGGCGUCUCAAAGGCGUACGAUAAUUGACUUUGUUAAAACAACUUUGGGUACAUUCUUAUUUGUACAUAGACCUUGUUAUCACUCCCUUGAGUGAUUUGUAAUGUACUUGUCGAAGUGAUAAUAUCUGAGUUUAUAAAUAAACUUUUGGUGUGAAAUCUUUUGUCCUUUUAUUGACAGAUUUUUUAAAAUUAUUUGAUGUUUAUUUCAAUAAUUAUAUUUGUCUUGAUCUCACAUAUCAUAACACGUUCCCUUGUCUACUUUUCUUUGGGUGUUCUUAUCAUGUCUGACUGCGUUACAGUUUUCAUCCUGUUGUCACUUCAAACAGCACUGCUCAUUGAACUAAAUAACUAUUGAGUUACAAAUAUUGCAUCCCAACCACUUCUAAAUUUUUAGCAUAGCAUUUAUCCCAUUUUAUUCCUUUGAUUUCAUCUAGGUUUGUUAAGGUUUACUGGCUGUUUUAUAAAUUGUAGCCAAAUUGUAACAAAUGAAGAUUACUCGGACUGAAUCUGCUAAUGCCUCAACUGUCAUCUUGUGAUUAGAUCUCUAACCUAUAUUGCUAAAUAUAAGUGACUCGGACUAAAAUAUUCUGUACUUUUUACGUCUUAAUUUAUUCAAUGUUCCCAGCUGCUUGUUGUAUAUUUGCCUUUUUGUUUUCAUGUUUAAAACAGCAUGAAUAAAUCCUGUCUAUAUCUUAACAUGUUGCAACGGUUUUUCCUAACAUUUAUUUUGAUGUAUUUCUCAAUGUUGGUUUAACACGGGAAGCUUAGUGCUAAUGUCCCAAUAAAUAGACCACCUUAUUUAAAUGCUUUGAAGCUAUUGCUUGAGGUUGUGAUUUAUUGAUCCUGAGACAAGAUUUUCAAUCACAUCGCCACACUUUGCUUUUGAUCCAGGUAUAUCAAAGUAUCAUUUUGUGUUAGAUCAGGUUUGAGAAAUUACACCUUGAAAUUGAAGGUCUCAAAUUAUUUAAAACUGAAGGUUUCGAAUUUUAAAUAAUUCGAAACCAGUUUUUGAUCCAAUCUAGAAUAUUCAUUCUGAAAAUGGACCCUUAAUAAUGCCAUAGAGCGAGCAUAUUUUUUAUCAUUUCAGUUCAGUGAGCUCUACAACUUCUUGAGGUCCUCAUCAUGGCAAUCGUUCAUUGUGUGGUACUUACUUUAUUUCUGUCGACUUCUAAUUAAGCAUUUAUGCAAGGGGAUUGACACAUAAGUUGUUAUUACUUACUUAAGUGGUAUUUAUCUUUGACAUUGCGUUGACUUUUAUCUAUUUUAACCAUCAUGUAAGAAUUCUCUGUAAACUCUAUGAAAUGGCAUUUUCGAAAAUUCGGUCAUGUAUAUCAAUCACUCUUACAAAUUACAGUAGGUAAAAAUUGUUUUUAUUUUGUCAACUGUAUUUUUAAUAAACCUUGCUUGUUGUUGAAGCUGUUCAAAAUCCUCUUGACAAAUAUAUUAUUUUCCACCCC
Molecule: messenger RNA, 2169 nt
Organism: Schistosoma spindalis
Lineage: Eukaryota; Metazoa; Platyhelminthes; Trematoda; Strigeidida; Schistosomatidae
Source: the annotation of a GenBank genome assembly